Molecule: messenger RNA, 10065 nt
Organism: Megalobrama amblycephala (Wuchang bream)
Lineage: Eukaryota; Metazoa; Chordata; Actinopteri; Cypriniformes; Xenocyprididae
Gene: pcdh1a
Product: protocadherin 1a
Exons: 5
Coding region: 3125-6697 (1190 amino acids)
Biological process (GO): homophilic cell-cell adhesion
Cellular component (GO): plasma membrane
Molecular function (GO): calcium ion binding
Source: RefSeq, a predicted model, not a curated record
GUUAUCAAAUAGGAAAAUAUACUAUUCUUAAUGACGUUAUGCAAAGGAUAUUUAAAAAUCCUAUGUUGGUCCAAAAAAAAAAAAAAAAAAAGAAGUAUGGUCUUAAACAGCCAGUUGCCUGUGAAAUUACUCUGCAUUUGUCCAUAGGGUGGACGAAUAUGGGUAACUGAUUUAAUUUGACUGAGCUGAAAUGCUAAACCUGUUGAACCUGAAUGAAUGUGAUAACAGAUGAUUUACAGCACUGCAGAAAAAUAAAAGGUCACAAUACUUCAGGGAAAAUGAAAUGUCUGCAUGAACUAUCAGUCAAAAAUGACUUCAGAACUUGUUUAGGGUGGAUUUCACCCAUAUUAAUUUCUGAAAUUGUUGCAGACAUCUUGUGCAGUGUAAGCAAGGCUUGGCAUUACAACUGAGGGUUCUGUCUGAAAAUGCUUGUGCUGUAAUUUCAACAGACCUCUGAAUAUUCUCAGCGCUGUGUGAGAUUGAUACACUGGCUGAAUGUGGCUGGUUCGUUUAGAUUGUCUAUGUGUGCUAGCGUUCACCAGGGAGGCAGUCAGUCCAUGGUGAGCAUAUGUUCUGUUCAUUGCUUCUCCACAGCGUGUAACCAACUGAUGUCUUUGAAACAGACUGUAUAUUUAAUGCUUUCAUCCACAUUUUCCGGCUUACUCUUGAGUUCAGAGCUAUUAUAAUAACCUUUUGUUCAUGAGGCACUCUGAAUAGUUGAAAAAAUCAACAGCCCUUAAAUAGUUUGCUGAGUGUUUGUAGACUCUUAUCAGGAUGAGAUGAAGUGCUUAUGCUCUUGGGGUGUUUGAAGAGUCUCUUAUGUAAAGUGUGUUGCUGUGUUUUACAUUUUUAAUAUUAUUUUUAUGAUUUCCUGGAUUCAUGUAUGAAUCUGUGUCAAUUUGUUGUAGCUGUUGAGGGAGUGAAAAAAAAAAAGAAAAGACAAUUGUUUCUACAACCUGUCAGUGGUGGCCUGAAAAAAGUAAGCAAGCAAGUGAACCUCCCCUUUACACAUUUCAACAAAAUGUUCUCACUUCCCUGUGAACCACCCUACCAAGGCAAAAUGCAAUAACUGUCAGAGCUAGAACUGAGGAAAUAGCUUCAAAGUUUUUUUGAUUGAUUUUUUUUUUUUUUAAUACCCCGUUUUCUCUGAAUCUGAGGAGAGUUCAGCCAAAUCUGUCUGUUAGAGGACAGAUCAUAGACCCAAUUUCGGUCAUAACCCACUUUUAACAGAUGUGUAGUUAUUGUGCUUUGUCUUUGUAGGGCAGUGCAGUGUCAGUGGAUUUCUAUUCAGUUUGAAUAGUGUGGUUACAAAUAAUUACAUGCGCUAGCCAGUGAUUUGCAGCAGCAUACUUAAAGCCCUUAAGGUUUAUAAAUUCUCAAAUGAAGAAAAAAACAAAGAAACAUAAUGCACAAAAAGCCACGAAAUGGCAUUUUCUCCACUGGGACAUAAUGAAUGGGCCAACAUAUAACCGUUAUGAGUAUUUUCACACAUCUACAGUAUAGCAGUAGAUCCAAUGUUCCAGUCUUACCACAUUACUAGGGUCCACCUUCCCACUGCCAUGAGUGCAAGUUAUUGCCUGGGCCUUCAGAGGCUGUGCUUUAUGCCACAGUCCCUAAUCAUGUUUUUACCCUAUACACUAUCAGCACAGCUAAAUCGACAGGAGGCUGCCCUGCAAAUGCAAAAAGAGGACACAUCAAUACCUGGGCAAUUAGUGCAUCAAUACACUGCACUCCCAAUCUUAACAGAUACGGAGGAAUUGGAUUUCUGAUUGGAUUUCUAUGCAUUCUUGUGUUUAGCUAUUUUGUAUAACACUUAUUUACUUUCCUUUGGAUCAUGGUCACUUGCAAAUCCUGUAUUGAUUCUGGUUUGACUUAUGCUUCAUUCUAGAUGUUACAUGAAUGUUUUGCAUAAAAACAUACAGGGUCUUUAAAGACAGCAGCAUUAAGUGCCACAGCUCAACAAACUGUCCACUGUCCUUUAAAGGCGCAACAUCUUCUCACUUAGAAAAUAAUUAAACUCCAAAACCAUUCGGUGCUUAAAAAGGAGAGAAACCUGGAUCCAGGGGAAUACAGAUCAAAGCAGAUGCUAAAAUAGAGGAUAGUGAUUAAUGAGGAAGCCUAGCAGGUUGAAAAUCAAACAUGAGCAUUACAGUGUGUAAAUUAGCCUGAAACUUUUGAGCCUUGAUAGGACAGAUAUUUUUUCAUCUGUCUUGAGUAAAUCUGUACUGUGAGAUAAGGGCUGGCCUUCAGGUGCUCUGUGACCUGGGAGUGCAGCGUCUUAAUAUACCGGUGUUUCACAGAGGGGAAUCUUUCAGCCUACAUUCUGUGAUGCUGAAUGGUUCCUUUGCUGUGUUAGCAGUCUUCUUCGUACCUUUUGUCUCAUCAGCACUUUGCAUUGAGAAACUGCCUAUUUUACGUUAUGGGCCAAUCAAAUGAGUGUAACCUUCAUUAAAGGGAAGUCAUCCAAAAUAAUAGCCCCAUCACUGGCUGUGAAUAUGUAUAGGAUUAAGGUUAUGUUGAGGAAAUGCAUUAUAAACUGCAUAUAAGAUGGUUUAAUUUAUGUUGUAAAUAGUACAAAGCUUGCUGAGCUGUUGUUUUGAGCCUAACAGUAAACCAUACCUUCUUAUUAAAAAGCCCAUUAAGAAGUGUCUUAUUACGUGUUCUAAAUCAUUAAUUUUCAAAAGCAGCUUAGCUUGGACAGGCACUCAAAAGGGUGCUAAUUAACAUUUUCCUGUGUGGUAUUAAUAGGGAUGAUUUAACUUCCAGAUUUAAGCAAAGAAGCAUUGUUGUAACAGUAAUGCUACUAAAUCAUUGGCUGAAGUUGAAAACAUUAACAUGGUUUCAAACACCUUUGUGAACGACAUUUUUACAGUAGGCCUUCUUUUCCAUUCUUUACAUACAAGUAAUUGUCUGCUCAAAAAUGAGGAUGAUAAAUAAUGUAAGAUAAUGAGAGAGGAGGCUUUUAGUGGUGUCGGGGGAAGAGGCAUUUUCCGGAGAGCUUUUACAACUCUUAGCCUUGGAUUUAGUGCUCACAAUGUGUACACAAAACAGUGUGUGUGAAUUCUUUUUCACCCUUGCCUAGUCCAUCAACAGUAAAACUGAGGUGUUACCUCUCCGAGGGCCCAUGGAUCUCCCUGUGGUGUUGUUUCUGCUGUGGGGACUGUUACUGGACUUGCUGAGUGGUGCGGUGGGAGGCAUUCUAUACCGCGUACAUGAGGAACAGCCUCCAAGCACACUGAUUGGCAGCCUGGCGGCUGACCAGGGGCUACCAGACACUGGACACCUGUACAAACUGGAGGUGGGCGCUCCCUAUCUGCGGGUGGAUGGCAAAACUGGAGAUAUCUUUACCACUGAGAUCCCCAUAGACAGAGAGACACUGAAGGAUUGUCGUAAUAAAGGCAAGCCCUGCUUCCUGGAGUUUGAGGUAUCCGUCACAGACCUUAUUCAAAAUCAGAGUCCACGGCUGAUAGAGGGAAGGAUCGAGGUGCAGGAUAUCAAUGAUAAUACACCACAAUUCCCCUCACCUGUCCUUACCCUCUCAGUUCCAGAGAACACCCACAUGGGGUCACUCUUUUCAAUUCCACUGGCCACUGACAAAGAUACAGAGAGGAAUGGAGUAGCUGACUACACCUUAACGGCAGGACCAGAGGCUGUAGCACUCUUUGGUCUGCAAGUUGCAGAGGACCGAGGUGAAAAAUUGCCUCAACUCAUUGUGUUGGGAAGUCUUGAUCGAGAGCUGAAAGACUCCUAUGACCUCACCAUCAAAGCUGUGGAUGGAGGCAAUCCACCUCGCUACAGCAGUGCCUUGCUGAGGGUUGUCAUUGCUGAUGCCAACGACAAUGCACCCACGUUUGAAAAAUCUUCCUACGAAGCAGAGGUUGCAGAGAACAGCCCAAUCGGACAUUCUGUGUUACAGGUGAAGGCUAAUGAUUCAGACAUGGGUCCUAAUGGCGAGAUUGAAUACACAUUACAUCAGGCCAUUGAUCCUGUGCCAAAACUGCUCCGGAUAGACCGCUCAUCAGGCAUCAUAUAUGUCAAAGGCCCAUUGGAUCGUGAGGAAAUCAACAAUUUGAAAUUUUAUGUCGUUGCACGAGAUAAAGGCCCCUCACCCAAAAGUUCUAAAACGUAUGUUUCUAUUGAUGUGACGGACCAGAAUGACAAUGCACCAGCAGUGGAGAUUCGAGGCAUUGGUCUUGUGACUCAUAGUGAUGGGGUAGCAAACAUUUCAGAGGAUAUGCCAGUUGGCACUGCAGUGGCAUUGGUACAGGUUUCAGACAAGGAUGAGGGAGAGAAUGCCGUGGUGACCUGUGUGGUUGCAGGUGAUGUUCCUUUCCAGCUUCGGCCAGCCAGUGAUUCAUCAGUUGACAACAAGAGGAAGUACUUUCUGCAGACGACAACACCUCUGGACUAUGAAAGAGUUAGGGACUACCGGGUGGAGAUAGUGGCAGUGGAUUCAGGCAAUCCAGCUCUGUCCAGCACUAACUCGCUAAAAGUCCAAGUGACUGACACAAAUGACAAUUCCCCCAUUUUCUCACCAACCCUGUUUGAAGUGGAGUUUGCUGAGGAGAACCAACCAGGAGAAAAGGUGGUAGAUGUAGUUGCCUCAGAUGCAGACAGUGGCACUAAUGCAGAGCUUGUCUACAGCAUUAUUGCAGACUCUUCAACAAGGGGGCUUUUUGAGAUUGACCCCAGCUCAGGCGAAGUACGUGCUCGAAGCCCUCUUGAUCGUGAGCACAAGGAGCGCUAUGAGUUCCGUGUUACUGCAGCUGAUAAAGGGGUUCCCAGUCACAGGGGUACUGCCACAGUUGUAAUCAAAGUACUUGAUCGGAAUGACAACGAUCCUAAGUUCAUGCUGAGUGGCUACAGCUUCUCAGUCUUGGAGAACAUGCCACCUCUUAGCCCUGUUGGCAUGGUAACCGUACAGGACAUGGAUGAGGGCGAGAAUGCUCAAGUUCAACUUUCUGUGGAACCGGAUGUGGGUAAAUUUGUGAUCCAGAAUGGUACUGGCACUAUUCUAUCCAGUAUCUCAUUUGACAGAGAGAAGGAGAGCAGUUACACAUUCCGGUUGAAAGCUGUAGAUGGAGGGGACCCACCCAGGUCAUCCUACGUUGGAGUGACAAUCAAUGUCCUCGAUGAGAAUGAUAAUGCACCUGUUGUCACCAAACCAUCUAACUCAUCCUUUAUGCGUCUGUCUCCCAUGGCUGCUCCAGACAGUGUUGUGGAAGUGGUUGAAGCAGAGGACAUUGAUUCUGGUUCCAAUGCUGAACUAGUAUACAGCAUUGCUGGGGGAAAUCCACAUGACCUUUUUUACAUCUCUCCAUCUAAUGGCGAGAUCACACUUACCAAGGAACUAACUCGAAAACAUAGUGGUCUGCAUCGACUGGUGGUAAAAGUGAGUGACAGGGGCAAACCAACCCGUCAUGCUAUUGCCUUGGUACACAUUUACGUAAAUGAAACCAUUGCUAAUGUAAGUCAUGUGGAAGCACUUGUGGGGCAUAGCUUGUACACCCCGCUGGAUAUGGACAUUGCAGGAGACCCAGAUUAUGGUUUGGCUGCCCAGAGGAGCAACAUUGUAUAUGGCAGUUUAGCUGGAGUGGCGGGAGUGGUCACUGUGAUUGUUGUGGUGGUCUUCAUCAGGCAUCGCCUUCAAAGAGAAGCUAAGAGUGGUUAUCAGGCUGGCAAGAAGGAGACCAAAGAUUUGUAUGCCCCCAAGCAAGGGCCAAAAAGUGGCAAGGGGAGAAAGGGUAAAAAAGGUAAGCCACCAAAGUCACCUAAACCUCUUGGAGAGGAUGAGGAAGUCAGCCUUCAAAAGAGUCUGAAAUUUAACCUUGAUGGGGUCAACGACAGCCCCAGGAUCCAUUUGCCUCUGACAUAUCCGCCUGGAAGCCCUGACCUAGGCAGGCACUACCGUUCCAAUUCCCCAUUGCCCUCCAUCCAGCUCCAGGCCCAGUCCCCAUCUGCCUCCCAAAAGCAUCAGGCUGUCCAGGAGCUCCCUGCUGCCAACACCUUUGUGGGAACAGGCGGUGAUGACAACUCCACCGGCUCAGACCAGUACUCGGAUUACAGCUACAAGACCAAUCAACCAAAAUACAGCACAAAAACGCUCCCGCAUCGCAGAGUGACGUUCUCCACAGCCAAUCCUGUGCAAGAUCAGCAGGACUCCUCUCAGCAAAGUUACUAUGACAGUGGCUUGGAGGAGUCCGAGACCCCCAGCAGCAAGAGCUCUUCGGGACCCCGUAUCGGCCCCCUCGCCCUGCCCGAGGACCACUACGAACGGACCACCCCUGAUGGCAGCAUCGGAGAGAUGGAACACCCAGAAACUGAUAUUCGCUCAUUGCCUGAUGUUGCCAUGACGGGAAACUGCAGCCAGGAGUGCAGCGAGCUUGGUCAUUCAGAUGCCUGUUGGAUGCCCGGUCAGCCUUCGCCCGUCCGCAAGACCCGCAACCCCCCUAAACUGUCCACGUUUGUGCCUUAUCAGGAGAGGGGGAGCCUGGGACGCCUGGCCAAUGGGAGCGUGAGGCUGGGAGGAGAGGAGAACAGGCCACGCCUCCCACCUUCCCGUAGUGCCUACUCCAGUAGUGACCACACCCCCAGUGACCACGCCCCACUAGAGGAGGUGCCUCUAAGCGUGACAUCAGAGUUCCCGCCUACCAGCCCCCCUUCCAAUCACGCCUCAAAAAGAGAGAUAUACCUGUGAGAUAACCACACCCACCAUCUUUGAUUGACACACAUCAGAAGUUACAGAGACACGGUUGCGAAAAGAGAACAUCGAAUCUGCGACAAGAUAAAAUAUCAUUUGAAUAGUGGCAAAAUACACUAUUGUCAUCAGAGUAGAUUUAUUUAUUUUAUUUAUUUAUUCAUUCAUUCGUUCAUACAUCUAUUUAUUAUCACUUUUAACACGUUAUUUCUUUGAAACUAUUUGUAUACCAUCAAAAACAACCGAUAAAUUCUUUCAUGUGACUAACCGACUUUUAGCUUCACUAGCCUACAGAAUGUUCAUGGGUUCUUUUACUAGAUUACCAAGUGCUGUAGUGGGCAGGAGAUACUGCUGUAAAAGGGUCUUGAGCCACACACAGAGUGUCUAACACUCUUAACUUGAUCCUGUCCUCAGAGGAGAGCAGUCUUUAUACAUGUAAAACGCUGUAAAUACAUUUGUAUGGUGUAUAUAUGAAUAUUACUAUCCGGCUUGAGUUGAAAAAUAGUAAAAAAAUAAAUAAAAAAAAAAUAAGGUCAAAAGUUACAUCUAAAUCAGCCUGAACACCUGAAGUGUGUGUUGGUACUGCUGCUUUUGAGGGUCUGAACUUUUGUAAUGGCCAGAUGGGAACGUAACUAGACGAGCUGGAGUGAAGGUGGAAGAUUUCCUGACGGUGCUCCGUGACCCUCGCUGUGCCCGUCUAGGGCCCAGAUCCUCACCUGCUGUGCUCUAUGUCCAUGUGCACACUGAAACCGGUGUAUAGUUUGUGUGUAGGUGUGCGUUUGGCGAGGGAGGGCGGUGGGUUUAACAGCGAUUAACUCGCUAUGACAGACCUUAACAUAUGCCGGUGUGUGCGUUUGUGCGUCAGGGGACCUACUGUCACGAAAAGUAACACAUGUGGCUUCUGGCACAUUAACACGCUAUUCAACAGAUGAGAAUGUGCGUGCAUACUUUUGUGUCAUGUGGCAGAACUUGUGUUUUUUGGCACUGUGAAUCUCUCCUGAACUCCCACGGUGUAGUGCAAACGCUGCCUGGCACUCGCAAAGACGCCUACGGCUCACACAGCACAGCCUCAGUGAGGAGGAGACCACCUGCCUACCCUCAAAUUAUCAGAAUAGUUUCGUCCACAGACGCGCCUCAUCUCCAUCAAAUGUUUUUUGCCACAACCAUAUUCACAGUCCUGUUUUCUUGGUUUACAUCGUUUUUACGGUUUUAAAUGACAUCUUUGGGUCCUAUUUAGACUUUGUUUGAAGAACAAAUGUAUUAAUGCCUUAAAACAGUUGUAUAUAACAAUCACAAUGGACAAAUUAGACUGAUAAUCCUGUCUUGUCUUUCGCAUGUCAAUUGUGCAUGUUUUUCUUUUCCACGAUCAAAAAAUGACAAAUGUUACAAACGAUCACAUCACCAUAUUUUGCCUAUUUUCCACCACUUUUUUACAUAAAUGUUCUGUCCUCCAUCAAUAUUUCUUCGGGUUGGUUGCUUUGUUUUCUUUUUUCUUUGACACUGUGCUGACUAUCUAACCUUCUCUAAAGCUGUGUCUCCCGCCAUGUUUGAGAGAAUCUCUGGGGGACCAUUUUGACAAUGACUAUCUAGUGUGCUCAAGGACCAUAUAUCUGAUGGACAUUAUCAUUACUACUGCAUCACCUCGAUAUCUCUACUUUUCCCGCACCUGCUGCAGCACAGUACCUGCCCAGAUCCCGGUGCUUGGGCGAGCGCGUGUGUCUGCCGGGGGGUUGACGAGGUGUUCUGCAAUGGGCAUUUCCUUAAUUAGGGUGAGUAAUGAGUGUGGUGCAGUUGGCAUAUGCGAAUACUCCAGCCCCCAAAGGAAGCACAGAUUACGGAAAAGAUCCCAGUCCGAACGCUUCAAUUGUUUAGCGAGUCGCAUUUUUCACUGCACUUACCUCACCGAAUCGCGACUGCCUUCAGCACCUCUCGCCGAAUAAUUAAGGCUGAAACGUAUGGAAAUUACUGGACGUAGCCAUGAUUAAAGAAGGCGAAUGAUUAUCCCACCCUAAGGAAAGAAAGCACAUUAUGCUGUUUUCGAAGCCAUUUAGUGACUCUGAUAGGGGGGGAAAAAAUCCAGCGAGAGUCAUGAUCUAGUGUAAUUAGCCCAGCUCGCUUUCCCUCCUCUCCACUGCAACCACGCUCUGCCCAGGCGAACGUGUGAGAUCGCUGACCUGGACUUAACACGGCUAAAAGAUAGAGAUGACCACAAAACUCUACCACCACUUAAAGGCUUUCAUCUAUUCAAACUCUGAGUGAAGCAGGCUUUGACCUUCCUCCACUCUGAUGCCAGCCUGAGUCAGAUAGUCUGAAUUGCAGGUUUCGACUCCUCUGGCUUCAUCUCAGCUGUUUUAUUCCUAGUAAUUCUAAGGCUAGUCUCCUAGAGUCCUUGUGGCCAAAAUGCCAGAGGACUGACGGAGGAAUGUCCACUUCUCGUGGUUGUUUUUUAAACUGGUGUUUAGAUUUGUGCUCUUUCGCUGUUAGAUGUCUGGAUGUGACGAGACGACCGUAACGAACGAGGGAGUCUUUUCUUCGUCCUUAGAGCGAGACUUUUCUUCAUAGAAUAACGAAAACUGGUGUUUGUGGUAAACAUCUCUUAAAAUGCGUUCUGUACAUAGCUCUCCACAUCCCCCGUGCGUGGUGUCAAGCAGGCGACGAGUUGAGCAUGAAUUCCAAAGAUAAUUGGUAGAAACCGUUUACUGUUCUUGCUGAAAUGUUAGUGCCGGUUCAAAAACCUUUUCUUGAGAACAAAAGCAACGUUCACUGCACAAAACUCAUCUUCACCGUUCACCCCAAACUGAAGACAGCUGCCUUGAAAGUAUGUCUUUUGCAGGAGAGUUCAAAACUUGUUAUCCUUAAUUGUUGGUUAUAUUUAUAUAGGAAUAAAAAUGCUUGUGAUGAUCUGUUUUUGUACAGUUUUAUGUACAUGCAAGUGAAGCUUUUUAAAUCUUACAACAAAAGCCGAUGGCAUAUAAAAAUCGUAAAGUGUUUAUUGAGAUGUGCACAUCUUGCCUUGGAUGGAUCGAUCUUUUUUGCAGAGUCAGUGUGAAUGUGGCCGUCGUAUGCCUGCACCGUAGUCAUUCACUGGCUCCUGUCACAGAGGGCUUUAUCAGAUUUUAUGUUUAUUGUGAACAGUGGAUUGUCCGAUCCGACUUGUUUGUUUGAUUCCCAUGUGUUUUGUUUCGUUCUGUUUCCGCAUGUUGAAAACAAACCCCUUGUAAUAAGUCCUUGCAAAGUUUGUAAUAAAAUGAGUGAAGAAAAAAAUCAACAAAGAAAUACAUUUGCUUGGUGAGUCAUUGUUUAAGAAUGAAUCUAGGGACUGUGAUCUCUCCAUAAAGCUUUUUCAUUAAUAAAGCAAAUUGAUCUGA